AAUUCAGCUCAAUGCAGACGAAAUUUCUCCUAUGUCCAAAUCUUUCCCCGUUUCCACAUACUUUCUAAGUUCACGACGACGAUACAGUGUCCUUUAGCUAACUCCAUCCUCCAUUAUGCUCAGCUCCUCCGCCUUCGGUGGCGUAGACGUCUUCUGGCACGAAGGAAUGCUCCGACACGACGCCGUUGAAGGCGUCUUCGACACCGGGCUCGACCCAGGAUUCCUAGACGUGCUGGAGAAACACCCGGAGAACUCCGACCGCAUCAGGAACAUGGUUUCGAUUCUCCAACGUGGUCCCAUCUCUCCCCAUGUCAAUUGGUUUCCCGGUCGUCCCGCAAUCGUAUCGGAGCUUCUUACGUUUCACUCUUCAGAAUACGUUAACAAACUAAUGGAGGCAGAUAAAUCAGGAGAAAGGCGUGAAAUCGCCGCAGGUACUUUCAUGAGGCCAGGCUCGUGGGAAGCUGCUCUUCUUGCAGCUGGAACUGCUCUUUCAGCUAUGCAACACAUUCUUGACAGCUAUGGGAAAAUUGCAUAUGCUCUGGUACGCCCACCAGGCCACCACUCACAGCCUUCUCAAGCCGAUGGCUACUGCUUCCUCAACAACGCGGCUCUUGCGGUGAAGCUGGCACUGAAUUCGGAUUCUUGUUCCCGAGUUGCGGUUAUUGACAUCGAUGUGCACUACGGAAAUGGCACAGCUCAAGGGUUUUACAGCUCUGACAAGGUUCUUACGGUGUCUCUACAUAUGAACCAUGGGUCUUGGGGCUCGUCUCACCCACAGAAAGGGUCUAUUGAUGAACUUGGUGAAGGCGUGGGGUUGGGUUAUAACCUGAAUGUCCCUUUACCUAAUGGGACAGGUGAUCGGGGUUAUGAAUAUGCCAUGACUGAGCUGGUGGUUCCUGCAGUUUCAAGGUUUGGACCCGAUAUGGUUGUUCUUGUUGUUGGUCAAGACUCCAGCGCUUUUGAUCCAAACGGGAGACAAAGCCUGACGAUGAAUGGAUUUCGAAAGAUUGGGCAGAUAAUGAGGGGAGUGGCAGAGGAGCACAGCCAUGGAAGGUUGCUUAUGGUGCAAGAAGGUGGGUAUCAUGUAACAUAUGCAGCCUACUGCCUCCACGCCAUGCUCGAAGGCGUCUUGAAGAUUCCGGAACCGCAUCUAUCUGAUCCUAUAGCUUAUUAUCCUGAAGAAGAAGCCAUUGCUGUUGAAGCUGUGGAAUCAAUCAAAAGAUACCACUCGGAAUUUGUUCCAUUUCUUAGAGGAACUUGAAGAUGUGUCGAACGAAAUUGGUUUAUUUGGUUCCUCGUUGUGUUGCCACUUUUUUUUUAUAACAUAAAUGGCUAAAGAAGAACCACUUUUAUACAUAUAAAACUGAGGUCACAGGUUUUAGGCCUUUCUGCCACUCCA
This is a messenger RNA of Eutrema salsugineum, 1399 nucleotides long. RefSeq names its product histone deacetylase 8. Bases 116 to 1261 code for a protein of 381 amino acids. The record is from RefSeq and is a predicted model, not a curated record. The transcript is spliced from 3 exons. NCBI's taxonomy places the organism in Eukaryota, Viridiplantae, Streptophyta, Magnoliopsida, Brassicales, Brassicaceae.